ACGGACAGUAUUCUAAUUGAUUUAAUUGCAUAUGGCGACAGGUAGCCAGUUUUUAGUGAAAUUAUGUUCUCGUGCCAGAGCGUGCUGUGUGUGAAAUUUUUGAAGUGUAGUGAUUCUCAAAGUUUUAUCAUUUCAUCAGUGCGUAGCGUAGCGGUACGUAGCGAAGCGUUAGGAAAAGUGCAACUAUGAAAGCCAACUCGAGAAAUAUACAGAAAACAGAUAUGUCCGAUGCGUACGACAGUGAUUGUGAAGAAUCGCAUCCUGUGAAAACUGUAAAGAAGUCAAAUAGAAUGAGAAUUUUGAUUGCGCUUUUACUGAUUGGAUUAGUUGGGGUGGCUGUGGCCAUUCCAACUGUAAUGUUAACUCGGAAGUCGUCUAGUUCCGAUCCAGCAGAAAACGAGGUCGUCACCUACGACUUCCCCUAUGUGAGUCGUUCAGAAUGGGGGGCAAAGACGCCAGUAGAAACGCUGGAACUUCGCACACCGGUUCCCUACGUGGUUAUCCACCACUCAUAUACCCCGGUAGCUUGCUACAAUAGAGAUGACUGUAUAAAGGCUAUGAAGAGCAUGCAGAAUUUUCAUAUAGAUGAUCGACAUUGGUGGGAUAUUGGAUAUCAUUUUGGAGUGGGUAGCGAUGGAGUGGCGUAUGAAGGCAGAGGAUGGUCCAUUCUUGGAGCCCAUGCGCUGCAUUUCAACAAUGUGAGCAUCGGUAUCUGCGUCAUCGGCGAUUGGACAAACUCCACCCCGCCAGCAGAGCAGAUAAAAACCGUGAAAUCAUUAAUAGCAGCAGGCGUUGAUAUGGGCUACAUCCAACCUAACUACAAGCUGGUUGGGCAUCGACAAGUCAGAGAGACCGAGUGCCCGGGGCAAACCUUCUUCGAAUCAAUCAAGAGCUGGGACCACUGGUCGGCCUUCCCUGAAUCGGCUGAGGACCUUGUCAAUGUACCUGAGCUUAGCGAGGAUUUUAAAAAGGAAUAUAAUAAAACGCUCAAGUCAAUUUGAGGCAAACUUUAGUAAUAGGUACCUACUGUCCCACCAUAUAUUGGCAGCCGGAACAGCCAUAGAAAAACCAGUUUUGAUUUUGAAACUGCGGUAAAUAAAUGAAGGAGCGUUCUAUUGGGUCAGAAUAGCAAAAUAUGUAGAAUAAGUAGUUAAAUAACGAUAACGUGUGUAAAGACUGGCACUUCUGGUGUUUGACUUGUCAAAAUGUGUCAAGUCACUCGAAAACAUGUUUUUGCCAUGCAAUAUAUAGUACCUAAUGAGCAUACAAUAUAUGGUACUGGAAUAUAAUGGCAAUUUUUUUAUUUAUUGAUAUUUAAUGUAGGUGACUAUUAUGUCAUCUGUUUUGAUCUGAUGUCGUAAUUCCGAUAAGUUAAUCAUAUAGGUACUGUAUCGAAGUAAGUAUUCAAUGAGGCAUGAAAUGUAUUUUUGAUAAGGUCUUAUAGCUCGUAAUAAAUUAUUUUAAUUGUACAUAUCUAGA
This is a messenger RNA of Cydia strobilella, 1479 nucleotides long. RefSeq names its product peptidoglycan-recognition protein LB-like. NCBI's taxonomy places the organism in Eukaryota, Metazoa, Arthropoda, Insecta, Lepidoptera, Tortricidae. The transcript has 5 exons. The record is from RefSeq and is a predicted model, not a curated record. The coding region runs from base 186 to 1001 and encodes 271 amino acids. Gene Ontology annotation, molecular function: zinc ion binding; N-acetylmuramoyl-L-alanine amidase activity. Gene Ontology annotation, biological process: peptidoglycan catabolic process.